Molecule: messenger RNA, 728 nt
Organism: Mytilus californianus (California mussel)
Lineage: Eukaryota; Metazoa; Mollusca; Bivalvia; Mytilida; Mytilidae
Exons: 6
Coding region: 79-705 (208 amino acids)
Source: RefSeq, a predicted model, not a curated record
UUGUCUUUUACGCAGUUUAUGCGGCAGCCAUAUUAAAUUAUUAACUGAAGUUAAAAUUUCCAGAAAAAAGAAGAUAAAAUGGGAAACAAUAUGAGUAAACAAAUGAACGAGGCAGUUGUUGAUAAUGAUGUUGUACCAAGCAAAUCUAUGGUAUUGGACACAUUAGGAGAUGACGCACAUGCAGCAGCUAUAUCUGCUAUUAACCAAAUCUUGGAAGACAAACAUCUUGAUUCGGGAGCAUUUGAAAACUAUCACAAUCCGAGUGGACAAGCUUUAAAGACAGACGAUUGGAACUUUGGAAUCAGUGGUUAUCCGAACGAGAGGAACGAUGACUUCGUUAGCCUUAUGCAGAUGAAGACCUUUGGUGACAAUAAUAUGCCGUACCCGAGGAAAGAUACUUUCGAACACAGAGUUGGGUCAAAAAACAAACUAAUUCCACCAAAUUAUCAAGUUGUUGUUAAUUCUUGGAACAACAUUGAAGAUGAGCAGCUGCAUAUCGACGAAGUUGAUAAAGAAGAAAUAUUAAAGGCAGUUAGGAAGGGGAACACAAAAAAGAUUCCUGACUUGGAGGAUGACAUGGAUGAUCCGAUGACCCCUUCAUGCAAUACUGAAAUGUAUGUUAGAGGUUCCAGCUGCACACGCAACAAUGAGUUGGAAGGAGAAGUUAAGAUGUCAUGCGCCAUGGCCUCCAGGAAUACAUGUUAAAUUUCAAUAAAUAUUUCUGAUUA